CAUCACUAAGGUAUGGGAACACACGAAAAGGUAAGAAGCGAAACCGGCCUUACUAGUAUAAAGGUGCACAACAAUGGUGGAAAAUUUUGGUUUCAGUGUUCGAAAUCCAUUUCAAACAAUCAAAACCAACUUCUCACAACCUAAUCGCGAUUGAGAAAGGAAAGAAGGCGUUGAGUUUAGGAAAGUAAGUGCAUCGGCCAUGAACAGAGUAAUCAUAUCUUCUGGCAACGAACAUGAUUCCAUAAUCAAUCGGGACACUAACGAUUGGUGCAAUGAUGCUGUUGUUAAUACCCUUAAACCUGCUUUCUGGGUAUACGCAUCAUUCAUGAUCAUCAACCAAAGAUAGAACUAACAAAUGGAAAUUUACAACAAGCCAGAAAAAGUUCUGGGUGUCUAUAAUCUGGGAAGAGUCGUCUAUCUACAAAAUACAAAUCCCAGUUCGCAUUGGUUUUGAUUCAUGGAUCGUUGUUCAUAAAGCUCACAAUAACAGCGGGGUUUUAAUCGAUAUCGAAUUCAAAAGCUUAUGUAAAACAUGUUCUUCCUUUUAUCUAUAUCUAUUUCUUGAAACAGUUGCUUAAGUUCUUGCGAUCGAUUUUAUGUAAUUUUGUUAUGAAGUUUUUGGUUUUGAGUUUGAGGUGGUGUGAUGAUUUGAUUUGAUGAUUGGGAGUUGAGUAAUGUAAUUGUCACUGCACCAAAGCCUGACAGCGGCUCCUAUUUAACAAAGUAAGAAUUUUUUAUUUAAUUUUUUUGGUUUUGAUUAAAACGGAGUCUGGAAUGGAUAGAGAGGGUUUUUAUAGAGUCAUAGAAAGAUGUAGAGAUUCUUUACUAGACACGAUUUUUUUUCUCUUUUUCUAUUAAUUCCAAAUUUUAAUUUGGGUGGGUGAGGGUUGAUUUUUUAAGGACUAGGGUUUCCAUUCUUUACUUUACUCAUCUAUUUGGGAGCCCCUUUUCGCGAUUUGGAGUUCAAGAACAUCUCUAAUAGGGUACGAUUCGACGAUCUUUCUUCAAAUCUCCAUCUGGGUUCAUCGAUUUCUUCAAAUUUCUCAUCUGGGUCGAAGGUCUAUUGCACGCAUCAUUCUGCUAGGGUUCAUGUAUUAGAAGAUGUUUCAUGCUCAAGGAACUGCAAAACACACCUGUUGCAUGCUGGCAGUUUUAUCUGGGAGAAAUUCAAAUAAUAACAACGAUUAUGAUGCUCAUCGCACUGCCUUCAAUUUCCCCUUUCCUGAGAUCACUUCUUCCGGACGUUUAGAGGUUCAAACAUUAAACAAUCCUACCACCGACGAAUUCCGUAAGGUUCUGGAUUCUGUACAACCAAACAUCGUUUAUUUUCAAGGAGAAAGGCUUCCAAACGAUGAAGUUGGAUCUCUAUGGGAAGGUGCUGAAGACUUACCCGGACUCUUCGGUUCGUAUUUGCCCACAACAGUCUAUUUAGAAUUCCCAGAUGGUGAAGAAGUAGCAGAAACACUCCACUCAAAGGGGAUUCCUUAUGUGAUAUAUUGGAAGCACUCCUUUUCAUGUUAUGCAGCUUGCCAUUUUCGUCAUGCACUAUUUUCAGUCGUACAAAGUUCAUCUAGCCAUACAUGGGAUGCAUUCCACCUGGCACAUUCAUCUUUCAGACUAUAUUGUGUAAGAAACAACCUCGUUGGUCAAUCUGAAAAAGUCAACAUCAAAUUGGGUCCAUGUCUUCUUGGUGAUCCACCAAAGAUCAAUGUCCCCCCUCCUGAAGCACCAGGGGGUGAAGAUGACGAAGAGAAAUACCCUGAGGACCUUCCUGCAAUUAAAAUAUAUGAUGAUGAUGUGAAUGUAAGGCUUCUUGUUUGUGGAUCUACAUCCAAUUUGGAUGCUUCUUUAUUGGAACCUUUAGAAGAUGGACUUAAUGCCCUAUUAAGUAUUGAAAUGCGUGGGUGUAAACUUCACAAUCGAGUUAGUGCACUUCCUCCACCCCUCCAGGCUGGCACAUUUUCAAGAGGUGUUGUCACAAUGAGAUGUGACAUUUCAACUUGUAGCUCUGCAUAUAUCUCACUUUUAGUGUCUGGAAGUGCACAGACAUGUUUUGAUGAUCAGCUUUUGGAGAAUCAUAUAAAAAGUGAAGUCAUUGAAAAAACUCAAUUAGUUCAAGCAAUAUCAAACUUUGAAGAAAAUAAGGUUUCUUUAUCUGAGCCUCGUGGGUCUGCUUCAAUAGCUUGUGGGGCCACAGUAUUUGAAGUUUCAAUGAAAGUCCCUUUAUGGGCUUCACAGGUUUUGAGGCAAUUAGCACCAGAUGUUUCAUACAGAAGUUUUGUUGCACUUGGUGUUGCAAGUGUUCAAGGGUUAGCAGUUGCUUCAUUUGAAAAAGAUGAUGCAAACCGAUUACUUUUUUUUAGUAAAAAUCAAGAAAACAAUUCCCAUUUGAACAUAAUCACCCCUCCAAUUCCUACAUGGAUGAAACACCCGCUUCCAAGUAGAAAAAGAUCCUUCACAAAUCAAGAAAUGGGUCCCGGUGUUCGUGUUAAUAAUAAUGGUCUGAUUCCGGGGAUCAAAGGAAUGGAAUCAGUAAACGGGAAUGUAAUCAGACAGAAACCAAAAGUGGCUGCAUUGAGGCCAAUUCCACACAUUCGCCACCAAAAAAUGUUACCUUUUGCUGGGAUUUCAGAGGUUAAUGGACAUGAGUUUGGAGGACAAGUGAAGACAAAUGUUUCAUUAGCACCCUCCAACAAACACAAUAGUGCAGGAUCAGCCCCUGUGACUCAUCGGAAGUCAUUAUCUAGCUCUUAUCAAGCAAAACAGUUAAUUUCAUUAAACCCCCUUCCAUUAAAGAAACAUGGUUGUGAUAGAAGUCCAAUUCAUGUUUGUUCUGAGGAGGAGUUUUUGAAGGAUGUGAUGCAGUUCUUGAUACUUCGAGGGCAUAAUCGUCUUAUUCCUCAAGGUGGACUUGCUGAGUUUCCUGAUGCAAUACUCAAUGCAAAGCGUUUGGAUCUUUAUAAUUUAUAUAGAGAGGUGGUUUCAAGAGGUGGCUUUCAUGUUGGCAAUGGAAUCAAUUGGAAAGGGCAGGUUUUUUCAAAGAUGCGAAACCACACAGUUACCAAUAGAAUGACGGGUGUUGGAAAUACACUUAAGAGACAUUAUGAAACGUAUCUUUUGGAAUAUGAAUUGGCACAUGAUGAUGUGGAUGGGGAGUGCUGCUUGUUGUGCCACAGUAGUGCAGCUGGGGAUUGGGUUAACUGUGGGAUAUGCGGUGAGUGGGCCCAUUUUGGUUGUGAUAGAAGGCAGGGUCUUGGUGCAUUUAAGGAUUAUGCGAAGACAGAUGGAUUAGAGUACAUAUGUCCUCAAUGCAGCAUCUCUAACUUUAAGAAAAAAUUACCCAAAACGCCCAAUGGAUAUUCUUGAACAAUUGAAACGAUUCUUACUUGUAACUUUUUUUCUUUUACUUUUUUUUUGCUCUUGUUUUUCUAGGGUAUGUUUGUAGUAUGUCUACAUGGGGUUUAAAAACCCAUUUGUUAUGAGGAAGAUAGGAGAAGGGGAGUGGAUUGGUUGGUUUAAUGAGGGGUAUUCGUGUAAUAUAUGUAUAUUUUUGGGCAUAUUUACCAUUUUGUAGCAGUUGUAGUAGUAUCUCAUAUCAUGUUUCUUAAUUCUUAUAUAAUAGUGCAUGUAUUUUAGCUAA
Messenger RNA from Lactuca sativa (garden lettuce), 3640 nucleotides. The record is from RefSeq and is a predicted model, not a curated record. Lineage: Eukaryota; Viridiplantae; Streptophyta; Magnoliopsida; Asterales; Asteraceae.